GCUAACAGCCUUAGCUGGUCGCGCACGCCCGCCCUCGGGUCGGCCUGUCUCCGCCCCCGCCCCCGCCGAGCCCCUCCCCGAACCCCUCCCCGAGCCCCUUCCCUACUGCCUUCCCGAGUUACGGGCACUGUGAGCAGUCACUGGGGCUUUGGACUGCGACCGGGAGGACGUCCCAGGCCGGCAGCACCCUGCGCGCUCGGCCCCGGCGCGUCCAGCCUGAGCACCAGCAGGUGGCCUGAGGCACCUGCCAGUGACCAGGAGGAGGGAGCCCUCUGAAGUUGUCCGCCCUCCCCGGUGCCCUCCGACUCCCAGAGCCUCCCGACUGCGAAUGAAAAUGUGGCUCUUGGGUUUGGUGUUCUGUGUGGCCCUUGGGACCCUGCAUUCCGAGACAUCUAGAGGGAAGCAGGCAAUUGUGGAUCCUGAAACGAAUAUGAAUGUGAGUGAAAUUAUCUCUUACUGGGGAUUUCCUAGUGAGGAACACCUAGUUGAGACAGAAGAUGGGUAUAUUCUUUGCCUCCACCGAAUCCCUCACGGGAGGAAGAACCAUUCUGACGAAGGUCCCAAACCAGUGGUGUUCCUGCAGCACGGCUUGCUGGCCGACUCAAGUAACUGGGUCACCAACCUGCCCAACAGCAGCCUGGGCUUCCUUCUGGCAGAUGCUGGUUUCGACGUGUGGAUGGGGAACAGCAGGGGAAACACCUGGUCCCGGAAACACAAGACCCUUUCCGUUUUUCAGGACGAAUUCUGGGCCUUCAGUUAUGAUGAGAUGGCAAAUUAUGACUUACCAGCUUCAAUUAACUUCAUUCUGAAUAAAACUGGCCAAGAACAAGUGUAUUAUGUGGGUCAUUCUCAAGGCACUACGAUAGGUUUUAUAGCAUUUUCACGGAUCCCGGAGCUGGCCAAAAAGAUUAAGAUGUUUUUUGCCCUGGGUCCUGUGGCUUCAGUCGAGUUCGCUAGUAGCCCUCUAGCUAAAUUAGGACUGUUUCCGGAUCUUCUCAUUAAGGAUUUAUUUGGGGAGAGAGAAUUUCUCCCCCAGAAUGAAUUUUUGAAGUGGUUGAGUCUGCAUGUCUGCAAUCAUGUCAUUCUGGAGGAGCUUUGUGGAAAUUUCUUUUUCCUUCUGUGUGGAUUUAAUGAGAGAAAUUUAAAUAUGUCUAGAAUGUCUGUGUAUGUGACACACUCUCCCGCUGGGACUUCCGUGCAAAACAUGAUACACUGGAGCCAGACUUUUAAGUUGCAAAAGUUCCAAGCCUUUGACUGGGGGAGCAGAGCCAGGAAUUAUGUUCAUUACAACCAGACUUACCCUCCUGCUUACCAUGUGAAGGACAUGCUCGUGCCGACUGCCAUUUGGAGCGGCGGUCAGGACUGGCUUGCGGACGUCAAGGACGUCAGUGUCUUACUGACCGAGAUCACCAACUUGGUGUACGAUGAGUGCAUUCCGGAAUGGGAGCACCUCGACUUCAUCUGGGGCUUGGAUGCCCCUGGGCGGCUCUAUGAGAAAAUGAUAAAUCUAAUGAGAAAGUAUCAGUGAAAGCCAGACAGAGAAAUUUACCGUGAAUACCACGAUCAAAUCAUGUUAAAAAUUUGCUGGCUUAAUUUUUCUAAAGUACUUAUUUUUCUUUCCCAGGCUUUUUAUCUUUUCAUAUCUAAGAAAAUUAUGAUGUUGAAGAUGCCCAAUGUUCUCCAGUUAGGGUAGAAACACACUUGCUUUUUUAAAAAAAAUUGUUUAAUCAUGGCCAAAUAUGCAGCUCAUGUCUUAACAAUAAUAUAGUUUCUCUAAGUGUUCUAAAAAUAUCACUGACUUGUGAGAGGUCAUAGCCAUUCUGCUUAUCCAUACCAUUUAAAAUAUACUAUAUUGCUUUUUUUUUUUUACUCCACACAGGACACAUUGACCUCUGUGUUGGACUUUUUAAACUGUGUUGUUCGUUGGUAAAUAGCCUGACACUGCCUCGCGGAAAGCUCAGGGUGUAAGUAUCCUGUUCUCAUCUCUUGGCCUUAAAAGGCUCUCCAGAGGAAUGGCCCUGAGUUUAGGGAUCUAGUGACACUUUCUCAUGUAGUCACUCCGUGGGUGCUGCGUCAAAGCCAGUGACACCCCAGCCGUGUCAGUAAUACAACUCCGAUAAUGCAUUUUGUCAAAUCUACCUGUGAUAGCCGUUACUUAGCAAGUGUUUACAUUGCUCAGAGGACGCAAAAUAAUUUCAAAAACAAAUUCUGCUCAUUAAAGCACAACAGCUGUAUUUCAAAUACUUGAAGACGGAUGCAUGCAACCUUCGAUAUCCUUGAACUCUCCAUUGUGAGGCAGGUCAUAAACCCACUUGUUUGAGAAGAAAAGUCCUGUGGAGAGACGAUGCCCCUAGGUUUCCUCAAACGAAGGGACUCCCUCAGCCAGUGGCUGUAGCUCAGCAGUGACGCGUGUGAAACAAAAGCCCCGAGGCCCCCCCUGAGAAGUGUCCUCCUGCAUUUGACGCGAGAGGAACGUGACCAUGAAUGCUUUCAGAUCUCAGCGCAGGGAAUCGCUUUGUUUUUUAGUUUUGUGUGUGUCCAUGUUUUCACUACUCCUGAUCUGCAUCCCUGGGUCAGGAAGCCCAAGUUCAGCUGCUUUUCUCACCGCCUUGUUUCCUACAGUUCUGUCCGGUGGGCAGAAUAACAUUGAUACCUGUUUCUGAUAUAGUUACUUCAGCUGCAAUAAUCAACAAUACUUGGUAUUGGCUAAUAUGUGGAGACAGCAUCAUACUUCCUUGUAACAUAUAACAAGUCUUAUUUAAACUUUUCAAUAAAACUCAGUGAGUCUCAGAGGCUUGACGGA
This is a messenger RNA of Eptesicus fuscus (big brown bat), 2803 nucleotides long. It is a transcript of the gene LIPA, whose product is annotated as lipase A, lysosomal acid type. Lineage: Eukaryota; Metazoa; Chordata; Mammalia; Chiroptera; Vespertilionidae. The coding region runs from base 329 to 1528 and encodes 399 amino acids. Gene Ontology annotation, molecular function: sterol ester esterase activity. Gene Ontology annotation, biological process: sterol metabolic process. The record is from RefSeq and is a predicted model, not a curated record. Gene Ontology annotation, cellular component: intracellular membrane-bounded organelle. The transcript has 11 exons.